Molecule: messenger RNA, 1509 nt
Organism: Arabidopsis thaliana (thale cress)
Lineage: Eukaryota; Viridiplantae; Streptophyta; Magnoliopsida; Brassicales; Brassicaceae
Gene: OCP3
Product: overexpressor of cationic peroxidase 3
Exons: 4
Coding region: 162-1226 (354 amino acids)
Cellular component (GO): nucleus
Molecular function (GO): DNA binding
Source: RefSeq, marked reviewed
GAACAAAAUAAAUACUUUAUAAACGACACGCUUUGCUACACUGUAAACACAAAACGGAGUCAGUGUUUAGAUCUUUAAGGGAUAAACGACGUCGUUUACAAAGAUUCAUAUAAAAAUCCGAUUAUUUUUCUCACUGCUGCUGAAAACAGCAAACAGUUUUGAUGAUAAAAGCCAUGGCUCUAUCUUCUGCCGGCGUCGUCUCUCAUCUUCAUCCUCCGUCGUUUUCUUCGUCGUCAGGAUUAUCCGUCAACAGAGUUCUGUUUCGGAAUCGGAACGCUAGUCCUUGUGGUCUAUCUCUUCCAAUUCUCAAUCCGUCUCGGUCUGUACUUGUUUUUGCUCGUGGCAAGAAUCGAAAAGGAUUCGUGUCUUCGUCUUCUUCGUCUCCGAAGAAAAACAAAAAGAAAAGUUUGGAUGGAGCUGAUAAUGGAGGAGGUGAGGAGGAGGAGGAUCCAUUUGAGGCAUUGUUUAAUCUUUUAGAAGAAGAUUUGAAGAAUGAUAACUCGGAUGAUGAGGAGAUAAGUGAGGAAGAGUUAGAGGCAUUAGCCGAUGAGUUAGCUCGAGCAUUGGGUGUUGGUGACGAUGUUGAUGACAUCGACUUGUUUGGUUCAGUCACUGGUGAUGUUGAUGUUGAUGUUGAUAAUGAUGAUGAUGAUAAUGAUGAUGAUGAUAAUGAUGAUGAUGAUGAUGACAGCGAAGAAGAUGAAAGACCGACUAAGCUGAAGAAUUGGCAGCUUAAAAGACUGGCUUAUGCAUUGAAAGCUGGGCGUCGUAAAACUAGUAUUAAAAAUCUGGCAGCUGAGGUUUGUCUUGACAGGGCUUAUGUUCUUGAAUUGCUUCGUGACCCGCCUCCAAAGCUGCUAAUGCUAAGUGCUACACUACCAGAUGAAAAACCGCCAGUAGCAGCACCUGAGAACUCCUCACCUGAUCCAAGUCCUGUGGAAUCAUUAUCAGCUGAAGAUGUUGUGGUCGAACCUAAGGAAAAAGUAAAAGAUGAAGCAGUUCAUGUGAUGCAACAGAGAUGGUCUGCUCAGAAAAGAGUGAAGAAAGCUCACAUUGAAACGCUAGAGAAAGUUUACAGAAGAUCAAAACGACCCACUAAUGCUGUGGUUAGCAGCAUUGUUCAAGUGACCAAUCUUCCAAGGAAGCGAGUUUUGAAGUGGUUCGAAGAUAAAAGAGCAGAAGACGGAGUUCCAGAUAAGCGAGCUCCAUAUCAAGCUCCGGUUUGAUCUAAUGUUAACGUUGAGAUGGCAAUGAUUUGUAUACUUGAUUCUCAGAAACUCAUCAACAUUGUCGUCAAGGACAAGUUUUUUUGGUGAUACGAGGAGUGUUUAUAGUAGUAGAUUCUGUCCAAUGGUGUGGCUGGAUAUGUUGGACUAUGAAAUUUUAGGAUAUCUUGUAUUCAGUUUUUAGUUAUUUCCUUGCUGAGAUUGUGUCUUGUAGAAAACCGUUUCAACUUUGUUUGGUUUAUGGCGGCUAUAAAGUUUAAUUUUAAUGCAUGACAAAAACAAA